AUGCUAUCGCACAGGUGGGAAGGGAAGGAGGCGCUGCUGCAGGAUAUUCAGGACAGGUCUGUCUUUGAGCUGAAUCCAGUUGGUGGCAUGUUGAAAUUGCAGUCCUUCUGCAAAACUGCUCAUGAUUUGGGUUAUCACUGGGCAUGGAGCGAUACAUGUUGUAUUGACAAGAGCAACAAUGUUGAAAUCCAAGAAUCGGUCAACUUCAUGUUUGUCUUGUACCACCAUUCAGCACUUACCAUCAUCUACCUAUCCAAUGUU
Suillus bovinus is the source of this 261-nucleotide messenger RNA. RefSeq lists its product as uncharacterized. Lineage: Eukaryota; Fungi; Basidiomycota; Agaricomycetes; Boletales; Suillaceae. The transcript has a single exon. The record is from RefSeq and is a predicted model, not a curated record. The annotation marks the transcript as partial.